Molecule: messenger RNA, 4850 nt
Organism: Thamnophis sirtalis
Lineage: Eukaryota; Metazoa; Chordata; Lepidosauria; Squamata; Natricidae
Gene: CSF1
Product: colony stimulating factor 1
Biological process (GO): osteoclast differentiation; positive regulation of macrophage differentiation
Cellular component (GO): membrane
Molecular function (GO): cytokine activity; growth factor activity
Source: RefSeq, a predicted model, not a curated record
UGACAGCCCAGUCUCGGAAAAGCAGAGUGGCAAGCAAUCCACAGAGGGGGGAAAAGGUGGGGCGAAACCGGCAGAAAGGAACGAGCGCUAAACCUGGCGCCGAUCCAAGGUGCUUUCCCAUAAACCACAUGCUUCGGCGCAGCUCUUUAUAAAGCGCGACCUCCAAGCAGCCAGCAGUCGGGAGGCAGGCUUUCCUGGGGAUUGUUGUUACGAAGUGGAAGUUCCAGCCCCCUCUUGCCGGCCGCCUACCAAGGGGAGCGGGACUAAUUGCAAGAAAAAGGCGCGCCCUCUUGGCUCUCGCGAAGCAGGACUUGAAGCCCCACGGAGCCCUUGCAGUGCAGUCCCCGGAAUAGUAAGCGCGCGCGCACGGCGAAGCCCAGGAAAACAUGUUUGCCUCUAUGCAACUAGCCUUGUUUCUUCUCGCAACCUGCGGUAUCCAUGUAACUGAACAGAAUAAUUCUGGUUGCCACCGGCUCAUCAUGGCAUCCCACCUUAAGAACUUGACUGAUCUGAUUGAUAGCCAGAUGGAAACUUCCUGCCUGCGAUCUUUUGAAUAUGUGGAUGAAAGGAAACUGGAUAAUACUGAAUGCUUUCUCAAAGCAGCCUACCAUCCCCUGAAAGGUAUCAUUGAUAAUAUUACAUUCAAGAGUAAUACUCCAAACUACGUGAAACUCAGUCUGAUCAAGGGUUUAUACGUGAACCUUGCAAGAUGCAUUAAGCCUCACGAUGAUAAGAAUAAGAAGUGCAUCAAGACCUUCUCCCGUACUGCAGAGCAGACUUUGCAACUGGUGCACAAAUACUUUAGCCAAGCCAAGCAGUUUCUGAGCAAGGCAACAUUCACAGAUGAUUGCAGUGGAGUCUUCCAGAAGUGUUCAGAAUCCCAGGAAAAGGAUGCUGUUUCUCCAGGUGUUGUUAGUGCCCUGGAUUGCAACUGUUCAUCUACAGACCCAAUCAAUGUAGAAGGCUCCACGUAUCUCGUUCCAACCUCUGAGUCUUUCUCUUCCAUUGCAGAGCAGCUGGACAGCAGGAAGACAGCUGUCAGCAUUCGCCAACUACUAAGGCUUCCUGAUACUACUCAAAUUCAUAGUGGGUUAGAGAGCAAUACCAGGUCUAGGGUGACUAGAAGCACUGAUAAAAGCCAAGAAAUCACUGAAAGCAUGGAUUUUGAGGUUGGCAUUGAUGUCCUAUUACCAUCACCAUCAUCACCUUCUCUUUCUAUCCAGAAACAGUUGGAAUCCAUGGAGACCAGAUCUCCCUCCCUGGAUUCCAGAACUGGUGAAAGCCAGAAAAGAUCUGAUGAGUUAGCUUCUCAGCAUCUCCCUCUCUCUGACUUAGCCAAAUCCUUUCUCAAUCAGCAAUGGUUUGAGAUAAAAGACAAAACUGAGGCCAUUUCAGGACUCACAUCUGAUCAGAAUAUCACUGUUGCCAGCAGUGGUUUCCGCUUAACUCUGACAUCACCUUCCAAUUUGGAGGAAAUAGACAGCUCUAGUGCGCCCUCCAGUGGCAGUCCCCAAGUCCUGGGCCACAAAGAGCUUGUCUCUGCAACACAAGAUCCUUCUAGAUUCGUGGCCACCACAGAGAAUUCCUCACCCCCCAAACAAACAUCCCUUGAAAGCAACUCUUGGGGAAAACAAAGUAGCAGAGAUAAAAACUCCAAAGGACUGCAAAACACCCAGCUGCGGGAGAGACGAGAAGAGGGUCUGGCCAAGAAGGACAGGGAAUUGGAGGAUAGCCUGCUGGGACCCAGCUUUGAUCUCAACUUCAUUCCUCCGAACGCAGAGAAGCGCUUCAAGAAGUCAGAGCCCAGAAAUGUCCAAGGGACGUCUGUGACAUAUGUGGUGAUACCCAGUGUCCUGGGAAUCCUGCUAGCCUUGGGAGGUCUGCUGUUCUACUUGCAUAAAUCCAGGAUCCUAAGAAAGAGGCAGACCCAGCAGAUAGGGAAUAAUAUAGAAAGAACAGAAGAACAAAGGUCAUUAAGUGGAGGGGAGGGACACUUGGAGUUGCAGAUUCAAAGGGAAGUAUGAGUUGCGCCAUUCCCUCUGAAGUGAGAAACUGCCUGGGGUUUUGGACUGAAAGCUCCACUUUCAAAGUACAGUUCUGUUGCUAUUAUUGGGAGAAAUUGCACAAAGGAAACUCUGGAACUGAAGCCACAGCAGUACUUUUCCAUGAAGACUGUUUUUAUACUUUUAUUUUUUAAAUAGGAAGGAAUUUGUCAGGAAAAUGGAUGCUAUUUAUUUCCGCUAGCCCAGAUUGGAGUGCAUUAUACAAGUUGCCUUUUUUCUGCCAUUCAGCCAACAAACUGGAGCUUGAGAGAAGAAAGAUAGUCACUUGGACUGCAAAAUUCCAUGUGUGAUGGAGAUGGUCUACUAAGAACUACUGUGCCUAUUCCAUUCUGACAGGGAGCAGAUCUGCAUCCUGAAGAGGCAUCCUCUUCAGAUCUAUCAGAUGUGGAUUCUGCCAUUUGAGCAACUGUGCUAAAGAACGUGGAUGAAAAUUGUCUCCUUCUUUUAGAGCUUCUGGCCUCUCGAACUGCUGAAGACUGCAGGACCUCAACCUCAUGCCAGCUAUUCACGUUUAAGGCACUUUGUCCAUCUCUUAAGCUUUGUAGGUUGCAAAGUACAGUGCACAACAUCUAUGCAUAACACCAUCCAGUUAGCACUCCGCAUAACACACUGUUCAGAGAAAGUUGCUAUCUACUUUUCCAGGAGCUUACAGUUUUAUUCCCAGUAUCCAUUUUUAACCCAACCAUACAAAAUGAGAGAAGUUUUUAGCCUUAAAUUUUAACUUUGUAAUAAAAUGGAUUUUACUUAGAUUUUACGACAAGCCAAUAAAUAAGUACCAUUCCAUACUACACAAGAUAAUGUGCUGGGUACUGGUUAGGAUGGUUUUAAAACAGCUGUGGCUUUUUCUUUAUGUAUUAAUCUGUUUUACUCAGUGAUAAAUGGAGGCUUCCUAUUCAGAGACAAACAAGUGUGUUUCUGAAUGCCAAUAGCUGGAUAGGUGUAAAGAAUAUGAAGGAAUAUUGUUAUGGCGGGCUUGUGGGGUUUAAUAACAGUCUUCCAGUUAGCAGCUAUAGAAUGAGGCAACUGGCCUUUUGUAAGCAAAAUUUAGCCAUGGAGUAUUUAUGUUUUUGAGCCUUAUAUUUUAUCACUGGUACAAGUCACCAGCUGAUUACUUAUGGAAGAGGACUCAGGUUGUAUUGAGAAUUAGUCUUAUUUCCUUUGUUUCCCUUGACAUCGUAGGAAGUAUUACUGAGGCACUGUUAACUGAUAAGAGAUGCUCGGAAAGUGUUUUUCCCCUGAAAUGGGUUUCGAGUGUGAGUGGAACCAUGUUUGAAAUGUAGCUGUGCUGAAUUGCUGUUUAGAUUUUCUGUCUUCUAGACCUCAUCAACACAACCAACAAUGAAAUUCUACAGCAGAACAAACAUGUAGGCAUGCAAAAGUCCCAAGCAUGGGCAUGCUCCUAGAAUGGCUGAAAUCCUGUGCCUUCGGGGCAUCUGUUUUUGUAUUUUUCCAUCAGGUCAAGGUGUCCCUUCCCCAAAAGACUUUUCAAACUAUAUUUUACUUCAGUAGAUCUGUGUGCCCAUAAUACUUUGCCCAGCAGAUAUAAAGUAAGAAUGUGCUUGCAUGGAAGGCAUGGACUGAGAUUGGGGCCCUUAACCCCCUUCUUUGCUUGCUGAUUCUUUGCCUGGCUGUGUCCUUCAGUAUUAGAACUUGGCUGCAGAAACAAACUUCAGAUUCUUUUGUUGUAGAUGAAUCCCUAGUCUUCAAAGGAGUCAGCAUGGCUUCCUGUCCAUUGUCUGUACCUGCAAAGGUUAGGCAUUUUCUUUAGUAGAGCAACAAAACUGUGAGGCUCAGCUGAGAGCUCCAUGUGUUUGUCUUGAAAUAAGUAGCUCUGCCUUUUAAGCUUUAGACCCAGACUCUUCUAGAUAAGGAUUUGUCCAGGAUGUUAAACCCCUUCAUUCUUUUUUCCAUGUUGUAGUGGAGAGUUGAGCUAUAAGAAGCAAAUGGGAGCUGCAUAUUUACAGCCAUGUUUUGAAGGGAAGCAGAGCGAAAUGUUGCACUUUCUAUGCUUAAGAGGUUUUUUGUUGUGCUUUGCUUGUGAGAACAUUCCAGCUCUUCAAGAGAUAGUCAUUCUGGCGUCCUGCUUCAUUUCAACCCAUGUGCUUUUCUUCUUCUGUAAUUGACAUUUUGCUCUUCCCUGUUUCGGCAAGGUAGGUGAAGGUUCUGAGCUGGUCUCUGGGAAUGCUGCUGCCUUUGCUGCUUGAAAGUUAAUGAACCAGAUCAAUGUUGAUAGACAUUUUUUUUAAAGAGGACGUGGAUGUAAGAAAUCAGGUUCUGUGAGGAAUGAUUGCUGAACAAUGCAUUGUAAGUUGCUUUAUUGAUGUGAGCAGGCCUCAGUUUCCCUUUUUUAUUUUAUUACAGUAGAACUUAAUGGCGGUUUUGAGGUUUAAGCGUUAGCUUUGUAUAGGUCAUUGAGCCAUAGCACAGGAUCAGCUCUGGCUUGCUUCCAAGGAAGAUCAGUGUCCGUCCCCCUCCCCACCCCCUCACCUUUGAGCCAGGUUUAUCAUUGUGCAUGGAUGUAGCAAUUGAAUUGUUCUGUCUUAAGCACUUGCUUGCUGGCACAGUAAAUGUUUAAUAUUAAAGUCAGGUCCUAAGAACCACAUUCCCCUGCCGUUUUUUUUAAAAGUUGCUUUUUAAGAGAGUUGCAAUUCUGGUUCAAACUGUGUUUUUUUUAAUAUAUAUAUAUAUAUAUAUAUUACAAACAAAUAUUUUAUAUAAUUUUUUAAUGUCAAAUGUUUAUUUAAAGAUAGAAAAUGAUGUAUUUAAUAAACACUUUUAAAAGCUUUC